GGUUCCAGGCCGGGCGGCAGUUCUUUACCCAGAGUGCACCGCGGCUCCUUCUCCUCCUUCUCUCCGCUCCGUCAUGUCUGUGCUGGACGGUCCGCUCAAUGUUCUCGGUCAGAGGACCACCGGGGAGUCCGUGCGGACUCAGAAUGUCAUGGCUGCGGCCUCCAUCGCAAACAUCGUCAAGAGCUCCCUCGGUCCCGUAGGGCUUGACAAGAUGUUGGUCGACGACAUUGGUGAUGUAACCAUUACCAAUGACGGAGCCACCAUCCUGAAGCUGCUGGAAGUGGAGCACCCUGCAGCAAAGGUCCUCUGUGAGCUCGCAGAACUGCAGGACAAAGAAGUUGGAGAUGGAACCACAUCUGUGGUUAUCAUCGCUGCAGAGCUGUUAAAAAGUGCAGAUGAGCUGGUGAAACAGAAGAUCCACCCCACCUCUAUCAUCAGCGGAUACAGGCUCGCCUGCAAGGAAGCAGUGCGCUACAUCAAUGAGAAUCUGACCAUUGGCGCAGAUGACCUGGGCAGAGAGUGUUUGGUGAACGCUGCUAAAACCUCCAUGUCCUCCAAAAUCAUUGGAGUUGAUUCAGACUUUUUUGCGAACAUGGUGGUGGAUGCCGCCUUGGCAGUGAAGUUUGUGGAUGGUAAGGGAGUCGCCCGUUACCCCAUCAACUCUGUCAAUGUGCUGAAGGCUCACGGCCGCAGUCAGAAGGAGAGCUUCCUAGUCAACGGAUACGCACUGAACUGCACUGUCGGCUCACAAGGUAUGUUGAAACGUGUGCAGAAUGCCAAGAUUGCCUGUUUAGACUUCAGCCUGCAGAAGACGAAGAUGAAGCUGGGAGUUCAGGUCGUCAUCAGUGACCCAGAGAAGCUCGAUCAGAUCAGACAGAGGGAGUCUGACAUCACCAAGGAGCGCAUCCAGAAGAUCCUGGCAUCCGGGGCGAACGUUGUCCUGACGACGGGCGGGAUUGACGAUAUGUGUCUGAAGUACUUUGUUGACGCUGGGGCCAUGGCCGUACGCCGCGUUCUCCACAGGGACCUCAAACGCAUCGCCAAGGCAACGGGUGCCACCGUCUGCCCAUCUCUGUCCAACCUCGAGGGUGAGGAGACGUUUGAGGCGACCAUGCUGGGCCAGGCAGAAGAGGUUGUGCAGGAGAGAGUGUGUGACGACGAACUUAUUCUCGUUAAAAAUACAAAGGCACGUACAUCAGCAUCUAUAAUCCUGAGAGGUGCUAAUGACUUCAUGUGUGAUGAGAUGGAGCGCUCACUGCACGACGCACUGUGCGUGGUAAAGAGGGUCCUGGAGUCAAAGUCUGUAGUUCCAGGAGGAGGCGCUGUAGAGGCAGCUCUGUCCAUCUACCUAGAAAACUACGCCACCAGCAUGGGUUCCCGGGAGCAGCUGGCUAUAGCAGAGUUUGCUCGCUCACUCUUGGUCAUUCCCAAGACUCUGGCGGUGAAUGCUGCUCAGGACUCCACAGAUCUGGUGGCUAAACUGAGAGCCUUCCACAACGAGGCCCAGGUCAACCCUGAGCGCAAAAACCUCAAAUGGAUCGGUUUGGACCUGGUAAACGGGAAGCCCAGGGACAACAAGCAGGCAGGUGUCUACGAGCCCACCAUGGUCAAGACCAAAAGUCUAAAGUUCGCCACUGAAGCAGCCAUCACUAUCCUCCGCAUUGACGACCUCAUCAAGCUCUUCCCAGACCAGAAAGAAGGUGGUCCAUCUUACCAGGAUGCUGUUCAGUCAGGCUCUCUGGAGGGUUAAAGUCAGCCUCUGUUUUGAUUGUGGUGUCACGCACUCCGCUGUCUGUAUUUAUGAUCAUCACCCAAUGUUAGCAGUUGUAGUGUAGACCAUGCACUUUGCUUGUUACUUCUGUUUUUGCUACCACAGCAGCACAGCCAAGUGUUGCUAAGUGAACUGUAACUAACCAUUUGUUACUGGUCUCCAGGAAGGAAAUAAAAACAUAGCUUAAAAAACUUGACUAAAA
Messenger RNA from Astyanax mexicanus (Mexican tetra), 1973 nucleotides. It is a transcript of the gene tcp1, whose product is annotated as t-complex 1. Lineage: Eukaryota; Metazoa; Chordata; Actinopteri; Characiformes; Acestrorhamphidae. The record is from RefSeq and is a predicted model, not a curated record. The coding region runs from base 74 to 1750 and encodes 558 amino acids. Gene Ontology annotation, biological process: protein folding. Gene Ontology annotation, molecular function: ATP-dependent protein folding chaperone; ATP binding; ATP hydrolysis activity. Gene Ontology annotation, cellular component: chaperonin-containing T-complex. The transcript is spliced from 12 exons.